AAAAUCCCGAUCUCAAGCCAAAGUAAUGUCUAAUUUUUGACUAAAAAAAAACCCAAAAUCCACUACUUCACCACCAAUUUUGGCUCACUCACUCCCUCUCUCCCGCAAAUUUCGCCAUUUUACUACAACUACUUCUGCUUCUUCUACUGUUUCUUUCUGUUUUUCUACUUAGGACUCUUCCGUCGAUAAUGUCCUAAUAAUACUAACUCAAUUCUAUAUAUAAAAGAAAUUAAUAAUAAAACAGACAGUUAAAAAACAAAAAAAAUGUCCAUCUCUCUCUUCCUCUCAAUCUCACUCUUCUGCCUCUACUAUUCAAUCUCCACCGCCCAAUCUCCGCCGCAGUCCUAUCCCUACGGAAUCUCGUACCACAUAGACUGCGGCGGCUCAACCGAAUUGACGGACCGGUUCAAUACGGCCUGGGAAGCGGACCGGUUUUACACCGGCGGGUCGACUGGACUUGUGUCUGAGCCGCUUCGCUUCGGCCACCCGCAGGAGAAGACGCUCCGUUACUUUCCUCCGUCAUCCGGAAAGAAGAACUGUUACGUCAUCCCUAACCUUCCAAACGGACGUUACUACGUUCGUACAUUCACCGUUUACGAUAACUACGAUGGAAAAUCUCACUCUCCUUCCUUCGAUGCCUCCGUCGAGGGCACCGUUGUCUUCAGCUGGCGCUCGCCGUGGUCGGAGGACCUCGCUCGCUCCGGAGCUUACUCUGAUCUAUUCGUCUUUGUUUCUGACGGCCAAGCUGACGUGUGUUUUUACAGCAUUGCCACUGAUCCGCCGGUAAUCGGCUCACUCGAGCUCGUGCAGGUCGAUCCUUCGUCGUACGAUUCCGGCGAAAUUGGCCAGGGUUAUAUUCUCGUUAACUAUGGCAGGUUGUCUUGCGGUUCGAGCCAGUGGGGUCCCGGGUUCAGCAACGAUACGGACCUGUUUGGACGGUCGUGGCAGUCCGAUUCCGAUUUCCGAAUGUCGGAAUCGGAAAAAUCCGUCAAGCCCGUAAUUACAAAGAACCACAUCGCCGGGACCGAGAUAAGCCCUAAUUACUUCCCUAUGAGACUGUACCAGACAGCGGUGACGGUCGGAGACAAGGAAGUGUUGGAGUACGAGUUGGAGGUGGACGCGAAGCUGGAUUACUUGUUGUGGUUUCAUUUUGCUGAGAUCGACCCGACCGUGAAGAAAGCUGGGGAGAGAGUUUUCGAUAUUUACAUAAACGAGAAGAAGGUGAAGCGAAUUGAUAUAUUCAAAGAAGUUGGGAGCUUCCAUGCGUAUAGUUGGAACUAUACAGUGAAGAAUUUGAGCAGUACGGACCUUAAUGUGAAACUUGAGACGGUGGCGGGUGCGGUUUUGAUAAGCGGGCUAGAGAAUUACGCUCUGGUUCCGGCUGAUCUUGCCACUGUUCCUGAACAAGUGACUGCUAUGAAAGCAUUAAAGGAGUCUCUUAAAAUUCCCGAUAGAAUGGGUUGGAAUGGGGAUCCUUGUGCUCCUACUACCUGGGAUGCUUGGGAGGGAGUUACAUGCCACAAAAACAAGAAUGGAACUGCCCUUGUGAUAUCUCAAAUAGACCUUGGGAGUCAAGGCUUGAAAGGGUCUAUCAGUGAUCAGAUUAGUCUUCUGUCAAACUUGGUAAGCCUGAACUUGAGCUCUAAUUCUUUGGGGGGCACUUUACCAGAUGGGUUAGGUCAAAAAUCUCUCACUCGGCUGGAUUUGUCAGACAAUCACUUCACUGGAUCGAUACCAGGAACCCUAACUUCUUCAUCUCUGCAACUUGUGCUACUGAAUGAUAACUUAUUGGAAGGACGAGUACCAGAGGAAUUAUAUUCUGUUGGUGUGCACGGUGGAGCUAUUGAACAUAUAAUAUAUAUUCUGGGCAGCCUCUCUGGCAACAAAGGGUUAUGUGGAGUGUCUCCUUUAACAGAAUGCCCCUUAUUUUGGGAAAAUGGUGGCCUAUCGUAUAAAGGAAAAAUUGCAGUAGGAGUAUCAAGUGCUUUCGUUUUCUGCAUGCUGUUGUUAGUGGUAUACAUCAUCUGCCUCCGAAGGAGCAGACAUGAUUAUGACUUUGGACUACCUCAAGAUUUGAUGUCAUUAUAUGCCAAGAGAAACAGGUAUCAAAGGCAAAAAUCGCUGAUGAAUCUUGAAAUGGAGAGUCAACACGCCAAGGCACUGCAAUCACCUUCUACUCCUCGCUGACAGAGAAAUAAUCAAUCAUCAUAGCCGUUAUGCAUACUUACUUAGAAAACGUAUGGAAAGGGGAACUUUCAGAAAGCUUGUCUAAAGACGGAAAAAUUGCUUUUGCUUGAUUUUGAUGUGAGAAAGUACCUAGAUAUGCUCCUCUGCUCCAGUCCAGAAGAUUUUGGCUUCUUUCAAACUAAUUAUUCCCCAAUGAGGGCCUCUGGGGCAAUUCAUUUCAUUCUGUCUUCAGGGUGCAAUGUAUCAGAAUAUAUACUUUACUUACUGACCCAACAAAGGCAUCAUCACCACCACCAUCAUCAUCAUCAUCACCACCACCAUCAUCUUCUCUUCUUUCCUCCCCUUCCCUUGCUAUAUAUAUAUAUCCACAUGGCAUUUGUUGAGGAUAUGCUUGUUAGUUAAUGAUUGACAGCUCUAUGCAUGGAAUUGCAACCACACAACACAAUUAUACAGAUUGGUCCUGAAUUCACUUUCUACUGUAGUCAUGAACUUUUUUUAAAAAAAAGAUCAUAUUAAACGCUCAUUCAUUGACCUUAAAACUAGUUUUUAGUACCUUAGCACUGUAUCGUCUAUACUUUUAGUUUUUGUAAUGUAAUAAUUUUCAGAGAGCUCAUUUUUAUUGCCCUCUUGGUUUUCUCUAUAUAAAUCAUAAAUGAUACGAUACGUUCCACUCA
Molecule: messenger RNA, 2861 nt
Organism: Humulus lupulus (European hop)
Lineage: Eukaryota; Viridiplantae; Streptophyta; Magnoliopsida; Rosales; Cannabaceae
Product: receptor-like protein 4
Exons: 9
Coding region: 265-2187 (640 amino acids)
Molecular function (GO): protein binding
Source: RefSeq, a predicted model, not a curated record